AGAAAUGGCCAUGACAUGGGACCUUUAAGUCGUUUUGAGUAAAAGCGUCAGCUAAAUGAAAUGUAAUGUAACAUCAAUCAUCAGCUGUACUCUCUAAUAGAGGCAAAACAUCCCCCAAAAUAAAACAUGUGAAAACAAGUAAAUUCAGACAAAUCGUAUGAGAAAAAUCAUGUUUGUCAGUAAACAUAUUUCAUCAUUUUGAAGCAUGUGAACUCGUUCAAGUGGAAACCCAAAAUACACCCGAAGCCUUGCAUAAGAUGUCCCCUUCCAAAAACAAAGAGACACUUAGAAAAUAAAGUGUUAGCAGAAGGCCUUUACAGAAAUGCAGAUAAAUAGCUCAUCAUAACACAAACAGUUCUCACACUUACAAAGUAAAAACUGUAAAAUCAGGAAUUUACCAAUCACUCAUCACUCUGUGAAUUGACUGUAAUAUUUAAUCUAAUCCGGGCAAUUCAAGCCACAGUGGACAGAUAAUCAUCUACUCUAUCACACGCAGAAAAUGUCACACACACUAUGCAUUUAUGAGUAAUUCAAUAUGUUACAUGUCACUCCAAACAUUUACACAGUUAUUUCUUGAAAUGUGAAUUUCCUCAUGCGAUUAGAUGACUAAGCCCCUCUUUGCCUCACCAUUCAACUGGUAUUGUUGAUACAUUCUCUCCUUUAUCAUCAGGCUGGUAGAUUCAUGUAAUUUAUUGGAAAACUUCAGCAACAGGAGGGAUACGAGUGAAAUGAGUGAUGCAUGAUAUUUGACUGAAGAGGGCGAGAGUCAAAGACAGGUAUAAAAGAAGAGAGGAAGGGAGAUUGUUUUCAGCCUAAAAUAGAGGUUUUUGGUGAAACGAGAGAGAUGGUGCGUGUGGAAAAAAGAAGAGGCUGACGGAGGUCUUGUUUUUGUGCACGGAGCCAAGGGUCGUAGCAAAAAGACUGAGACAGGUUGACAUAUAUCAAAAACAUCAUUGAAAUGUUAAGCUCUCAGAAUGAGUCAUUUGACAUUUGUUGAACAAUCCCCUGACACACUUCUGGUCCCCUGCUCAGUCUCACACUCAGAGGGUCUCUGCUCACAUCUUCUCUCGCCUCCUCAUCCACGAUGCAGCCACUUUGUUAUUUCUCUCUCCUGUGCACUCUCUCUUCCCUCUCCUCUGUGUUGUCUCUAAACUGCUCUGACAGACACUAUGCCUGGCCAGCGAACACACCUACGUUAUGCUGCGACAAAUGCGCGCCAGGUCAGCGUAUGGUUAAGCGUUCAGAAGUCAAUUGUGUACAUCAGUGUGGACCCUGCAUGGAGAAACUGUACAGGGAUACCUACAAUGAGAAGAUGAGCUGUGAAAUUUGUGGAUUUUGCAAUAAACCAAACAUGGCGUAUGAUUCAAACUGCAACUCCACUCACAACGCAGUGUGCCGAUGUAACGCCGGCUACAUGUACAAAGAUGCAUCCCGCAAACAGUGUGUGCCGAUACCACCAACCGACACCAAACCUACACCUGCUCCACCCACUACAGUCCUGAAACCUGGCCUCACUACAGCCUGGCCGCCUGCUCCACAACUCAGAGUUCUUACAGAUACCGUGUGGUUCCUGGUGAUUAUUGCCCUCCUGUGUGCAGGACUUGCAAUCGUUUUUGUCGCAAACAUAAAGCCCUUUCUGCGCUGGAUCAAAUCCAUGAAUGGCUACUUUUUGGCUAAAGAGCCUGCGCCGGUAACGGCAUGCUCCGAGGACGAAGGAGUGUCCACGCCUAUCCAGGAAGUGGUCGGGAAAUGUGAAUGUGUAUGAGUGAAAGAAGAGCUCCAGAAUAUGAACAUUUACUGCAAAACAUCUCUUUGGACAUUAAGGGCAAACAGGGGCAAACGUCCCUCGACCUACGCUAGAAAUGGAAGAACAGAUUUCAAGACUGCUGCUGUUUUCCGGGCAAACUUGACUGUCUGACAUCUGUGACGUUAAGAUGAUAAAUAGGAUAGGAGAACUUCAAAUACCAAAAGUGACGCUGUAACUGUUGUGCAUGGGUUAGAAACUGUGCCGGUGGUAUGUACUAUGGUACAUUUAUAGAUGUAAAUAUAAACAGACUUUUAAAAUUUUUCAAAUGUGAAUGUUUUGAUUUCUUUGUAUUUCUACUCAGCUUUCUUUAUUCUGAAUAAAGUUUUAUUGUAACCAAA
Molecule: messenger RNA, 2145 nt
Organism: Trematomus bernacchii (emerald rockcod)
Lineage: Eukaryota; Metazoa; Chordata; Actinopteri; Perciformes; Nototheniidae
Product: CD27 antigen-like
Exons: 7
Coding region: 1085-1765 (226 amino acids)
Biological process (GO): negative regulation of apoptotic process
Cellular component (GO): external side of plasma membrane
Molecular function (GO): protein binding
Source: RefSeq, a predicted model, not a curated record